Molecule: messenger RNA, 1174 nt
Organism: Impatiens glandulifera
Lineage: Eukaryota; Viridiplantae; Streptophyta; Magnoliopsida; Ericales; Balsaminaceae
Product: protein unc-45 homolog A
Exons: 3
Coding region: 152-847 (231 amino acids)
Molecular function (GO): protein binding
Source: RefSeq, a predicted model, not a curated record
GUUUCAAUUUCUUAUUGCUGAAUCAGUUUUUUUAUACCAGUUUCAGUUUCAGUUACGUUGAUUCAUUCAUUCUAUCAGUUUGAUAUCUACGAGACUAAUUCAUAUCCGUUUAGUACAACAGUUCUGGAGGAUUUGAUAGAUUCAACCAUAUAUGGCGUCGGCGCCGCCGAUUAACAAGAUUGAGCGAGCUCAUCAGAUGUAUCGGGAAAGUCAGUAUGAAGAAGCUUUAGGAUUCUACUCCGAGGCGCUUGGUAUGGCCAAAACGAAACCUCAGAAGAUUGCUCUUCAUAGCAACAGAGCCGCUUGUUACCUCAAAUUGCACGAUUUCAAAAAGGCAGCAGAGGAAUGUACUUCUGUGCUUGAGCUCGAUAAUAACCACACCGGAGCACUGAUGUUGCGUGCUCAGACACUAGUCACACUCAAGGAAUAUCAUUCAGCACUCUUCGAUGUUAACAGGCUUAUGGAAUUAAAUCCAUCCUCUGAAGUCUAUCGAAAUCUUCAUGCCCGUCUUAAGACACAAUUGUCACUUGCUCCUAUACCUGAAGAUGAAACCGAGUUUGAAGAACAGAGCGACGAACAGAGUGACAAUGGAGAUGAAAAUGAUGAACAAGAAGAAGUGUUACAUGUAGUAGAAAAAGAUCAAGUUACUCCUCUUCAAGAGGAGGAAAAGGACAAAGGUUGGCAAGCAAUUCCAAAGCCAAAGGGUCAUUCGAGACUUGAUUAUUCACGAUGGGACAGUGUUGAAGACGAAUCAAGUAGCGACGAUGAAGAUGACGAAGACUACGAGGAUUCACAACCGAAAUAUCGGUUUCGCUUAAGAACAGUUGGCGUGCGAUCAGUUAAAUAAUCGAAUUGUGGCAUUGCCAAAAGGUGCAAACUCUACAGAUCCAAAACAAGUCCUCAAUUAGGCUCAAUUGGAUGAUUUUGAAUCACCAAAUUGACCCAAAAAUUCGCUCCAAGUUGGUAUUGAAUUUGUUGCAUACAAAUUCAAAAGGAGUAAAUGUAAACAGUGGGAAUUUGUAAGUUCUUAUGUCAAAUUUGUAAGUUCUUAUGUCAAAUUUGUAUUUUAUAUUAGUACAGGUUAUAAAAAAAAAUAUAUAUAUAUAUGGAGUUCUUAUAAUUAACAAGGGUAGAAAUGGUACUUUUGAUUUGCCAUUAUGAAAUCUUCAAUUAA